AUGACUUCUUGUUAUCUAAAUAAAGGGCUAUUAUCAGCCCUGAUAAAGUUGUGUGUAUUUUACACAUUUUUGUCGAUAGGUGGAUUCGUAAAAAUAAACGUAUUUAAUGACAAUUCACUUUUCGCAGAAGCUCUCGUUACUGGAAAUGUAACAGUGUGCGUGAAAAACAGUAAAGCACUAUUUGAUGAAAAAACAUGUAAAAAUAGGCUCCAUACAAAUAUUGAUUUGUUCCAUGGAGAUAAAUACUACCACUACAUCUUCAGAAGAAAAGAUGAUCCAACCAAGGGUUUAUAUAUAAUUGCUAGAACAUCAAACACCAGUGUUCGGUAUAGGCUCGAUUAUAAAAUAAGUGUACCAUACUUUUACCGAGAAUACACCGAAGGGAAAACCUAUGGAGAAGUUUCGUACGAUCCAGAAAGUUUUUGUCAAAUAGGUUUCCAUUCUAAUUGUACAACAAGCGCUAAACUCCCUCCAGGUUUUGCCACAAUACCAUCUUUUUGUUGUAUUUGUGACAUUAAUGUUGACGGUGAAACCAAUAGGGCAAGAUAUAACUGUGACAGACACAGAGACAGUAUUGCAAUGACUUACUCAUGCUUAGAAGUAAUGGAACCAUGGUAUAACUUGUAUAUGAUGUCGUAUCCGCCAGACUUGUUAAGGAAUACAGUGUUUAGCAUUUAUAAGUUUGACAAAUCCAAUGGAAUAAUUCCAGACCUAAAUUUGGAUAAAGAUGGAUAUUUUGACAAUUAUGACUUCAAAAAUCGUAAAAAUUUGGACCCAUCAUUUAAGGCAGAAAAGGAUAAGGUUCGCCCUGAGGUUAAAAGGACGUCUGAGCAUAACAAGAUCGUUGCCAAUUACAGGAACAUUAUAAUUGAUUCAACUUCAAAGGAAGUGGCAAUAGAUGAUUUGGAUAUAACCAUUUCUUUGUUGUCAAGUAAUACUAAAAACGGAUCAGCUCCGCCAAUGCUUGAUAAAUAUGUUGCGGUGCCAUCUUUUCCGAGAACAAAUGAAACAGUUAAAGGAUCAUCAUUGAUCGACAAAUGUAUGGAUGGUACUUGGCCAAAGUCACUCAAAUGCCCAAAAUAUAUGCCACAGAAAAUUUGUAACUAUUGGAGGUGUACGUUGAACAUGAGAACAAUAGAAAGGGACGCAGUUGACACUGGAGGAAGUCAAUGUAACAAAAUAGGAUAUUCCUAUACGGCUCAUGACGACCACUGGAAUCUUUGUCAAAUGAGAGCUUCUUCAUGCAUAAAUCGUCAAUUAAAGUGGUAUUUAGAUGAGAAGAAAGACCAGGCGAAGAUGCCAAAUUUCUAUGGCGUAGAGCCGGCGAUAACUAUAGAUACCACUCAAGUGCCCAGAUCAGAGGACCCUGAGAAGAAAAGAACAACUUGGUUUCAAGAGGACAGAAUCCAUUACAUCAAUUACGUACACAGCGAAGACGAUGUUUCCAGAUAUAAGAUUGACACAUUUGAAGCGAGCAUAACAGAAAUCAUUGCAGACUUCCCAGGAUUCAUUUUAUCAACAAAGAUUGAUAAGGAGUGUAAACUAAACUCCCCUGAUAUAUGUACUCUUCAAGUGGAUGUCAAGAACAUGGGUACAUUUAAACUAAUGAUAUAUUUAACAGGUGUAAACACAUCACACUUUACCAUUAAUGCUCUCUGUUAUGCCGAUGAAACGAGUAAGGCCAAGGAAAAUGUGAUUGCAGAAAUUGAUGAAACAACCUUAAAUAUAAAGGGGAACACUAAUAAGUUGUUCAAUAUUCCAAUUAAACUCUCUGGUCCACUUUCGUCAGAGAAGUCAUACUGCUUUGUAAACCUUCUAUCAGGCACCAAAAAGCAUCUCGACGCAGCAACUACUUCAAUAAAAAUUAAGAAGGUCAAACCUGUAGUUGGAAUGGAUCCAAAGUAUAUAAAUCCAGACGUGCACACAGUAUCUAUAAAUGUUGUACCGAAACAGGGAUACGUUGAAAAGAGUCCUCCUGAGCCCUCAGAAAAGAAGAGUUCAUCGACCACCAAGGAGAAGGAGUGUACCUGUGCAACAUGGAAUAUAUUUUGCAUGUUAUUCAACUUUAAAACUUGCGUCAUUGCCAAAGUGAGUAAGGUCUUUACCUACAUAAUGAUUGGUCUGGGAAUAUUUCUGUUUAUAAUUUUGCUGCCGGUUAUUAUUCCGCUAUUCGGAGGUCUGAUUAAUUUGAUUGUUAAGCUCUGCAAGAUGCCUUAUAAUGCAAUGGAGAGGAGAAGGUUGGAAAAGAUGAAUACUAAAGUUAGCUAUGUUAAUCCAGCGGACAUGAGGAAAGAGGAUUUGAACGAUAUGAAACUAGCUGAAAACACGGCAUCGCUUCCGGGGAUUAACGUAAACUUGAAUUUAAGUGAUGUCAAAGAACAAUCUCGCCGAUAUAAGCCUUAUGAAGACCCAAACAUCUCCGUCCAAGGGCAAUCUUUAGUAGAAUCAAUUGAAUCUAUUGCUUCUAUACAUAACAAAAAUGGCAAAUCAGGCCAUGACCAGCUUUAA
Molecule: messenger RNA, 2508 nt
Organism: Theileria orientalis strain Shintoku
Lineage: Eukaryota; Apicomplexa; Aconoidasida; Piroplasmida; Theileriidae
Exons: 15
Coding region: 1-2508 (835 amino acids)
Source: RefSeq, a predicted model, not a curated record